CGUAUUAUUUAACAAAUUAUGGUGUAGUUAUCUCAUAUCUUAUCUAGUAGGGGUGCUGUCUUGUUUCGAUAGAGGCGUAGUUUCCAUUCCUUAAGACCACGAUUCUUGCUGUGUACUUGAGACUUAAUUCUUAUGGCAAUGACAGGCGCUCAAGGAGUUUUCCCGAGCGCUUUCCUGGCCUGCUGCUGUCGCGGCUCUUGUUCUUGACGUUCCUCUAGAAGAUUUAAUGGAAAAGCUUCCAGAACGUCCGCCUUUAAUGUCCGGGUGGCCGGGGCUCGGACAAUUCCCCCAGAAAUCUUUGUGCCAGCCAAGUGCAUUACUCAUACGCCGCGUUGGCCGAGCCAAGCAUGAGAAUGAAAUCAUACCAACUACACAGGGGCAAUAACAGCCAGGUUCACCUACUGUGGCGGUGUGUGGGUGUCUAUGAUGAAAAUUGUGAAAUGCGUGCCGUGGCAAAAACAAAGGCAGCGAAAUAAACGAAAUGAAAUGAAACAGAGCAGCAAUAAAACGGGGCAAGAACAAAGGACGCCAGCUAAUGUCCGAACCUGUCCGAAAGUCCAGAGUCACGCGAAGUUGCAACAAAAACAACAGGCGAGGGCAGCAGUUUUCAAAUAGACCACCAAGGUGAACCAGAGGAUGUUUUUGUGGGGCAGUAGCUCUGCACUUGGAUCAGACUUUCGCCCAGAGAGAUCUGUAAUAAAUCAAGGAUGUUGUCCUGGCAGGGCAAACAAAUGCAAAUAGAUUGAAGAAUAAUAAGGAAAAUGCCUGGGCACUGGCAACUGGAAACUGGCAACCAAAAAGCGAAAAGCGAAAAGCCGCCGCACAAAAUGUGUAGCAUAAAUAAUUCCACCCACAACACACAGAGACAAAAAGGUUACACAGUCACUAGGGCGACACCAGUAGACAUUCAAACGCCGCAGCCGAGCCUGACGGCUCAGUCCGCGUCGCAGUCGCAGCGCAGUCAGCCUGGACAGCAGCACUUUCACCCACACUUUCUCUCUCUCUCUGACGCUCUCUCUCUCUAAGAAUUGCUCUCUAACUAACCUACAUCAACAGCUGUGACUUGUGAAAAAGUGCCACCCACGCAAGCCGCAAAAACCCAAAAAAAAUCCCCAAAAAAUACACCAAGCUGCGAGUUAAAAAACCAACUAAAUAAUAAUUAUUUUCAGUGUUCUAGCUGCCGUUGAGAAGUGCAAAGCCCGCGAGCGGAGUAAACAAUAGGCCAGGACAAAUGAAAACGCCAGAGCGCGCCUUUCUCUGACUGUAGCUCUCUGUCUCUCCCCUUCUCUGUCCCUCUGUUGCUGUCUCUAUCGCUCUUCCUCGCCGACUUUCUCCGGAACAGCUGUUCUUCGAGAUACUCUCCCUAGAGCUGCACUAUCUCUGGACUUUCUCCUGCGCCGAAGCGUGUGUACAUAACCUGAAAAUCCGAGCGCUCUCUCUCUCCCUCUGGAUGUUGCGGUAGGCGGACGUUGCACGGGCGUCGCACGUCGCAAGUUGCACAUACGAGUGUAAGUGCAACAUCGGCAGCAGAGCGGCAGCAGAGCGACGGAGCGGCGACGGAGCGGCGUUGAUGCCGUUGCAGCUGCUGCUGCGCAGCCAGCAACAGCAAUACGAGCAGCAGCAACAGCAGCAGCAGCAACACUAGCAGCAGCAACAGCAGCAGCAGCAACAACACCAGCAACAGCGACAGCAACAGCGACAGCAACAGCAGCUACGCCAGCAGCAACAGCAGCAGCAACAGCAGCAGCAGCGCCAGCAGCAGCAGCAACACUCGCAGCAGCAGCAGCAACAAUCAGCAACAUCAGCGCCCUGUGUGCACCGACAAUAAUAUGAGGAGUGGCAGUUCGGAAUUACUACUCGAGCAGCAACAACAAGAGCUACGGUUACGUAAAAUCCGAGAACUGGCUCCGAAAAAGAAAAAUGGCAAUCGGCGCUUUCGUUCGUGGCGGGAACGUGCGCGUUUCUAUGGCACCUCGACACUGGCCUUCUUCUCGGUGACCGCCGGCGCCUCGCUGCUCUUCCUCGUACCGCUCUACGUCGAUCCGGCCAUAUCGACGCUGAGCCACGACUUCAUCGAGAAGCCCACACUGUGCACGACCACGCGCCGCGAGGAUCUCGUCGGUAUCUUCAAUUGCUCGUGGAGCUCGUGCCGCGAGGGCUGCACCUCCGAUCUGUACCGCUGCGUCCACAUCUAUGUGACGUUCGUCGAGCAGAACAUUACGAUACCGGAGAACAUGACCGACUACAGCAACUUCACGUCGGACAUGGAGCAAUCCGGCGAGGCCACCCUGCUGGUGAACAUCAAGGGCUGCGGCUACCCGCCGUCGGUGACGUGCAAGAACUUCAACGGCUACUACGGCAUCGAGGGCGCCAUCUUCCCGUGCUUCUACUCGCGCAAGAACAAGACGGUGGUGCUGACGUCCUACAACCACGACGACCAGGUGGCCAUGAUCAUCCACUUCUUCGCGGUGCCCUUUGUGAUAACGGUCAUCUCGUCCAUCGCCCUCUGCAUCAUGCACUGCGACUGCCGCUGCAAGAAGGAUCGCAGCCACCGCCGCAACCGGCCGCAGUGCCGAAGGCCGCGCAUCGAGAACCUCAGUGAUACUUCGAUAUCAACGCGGGUGGACAUGCUCACGCCUGCUAUUGAAGUCUACAAGCCGCCCCUCUGACACAAGGACGACACUGUGGAGAGCAAUUUAGGGAAUCCCUCGACUAGCAGCGACUUCUAGCAGAACCUGAUACCGAACUCUGCGGAACCAGCUAAGGAUAAUCUAUUUGUUCUUCCAACACAGUGUCAACCCAAUCGAACUUCGAACGGAGGAGGUAUAUGAGAUGGUAUAUGGUAGAUGGCCAAAGACCCGACACUAUCAGAGGUUUUAGUGCAACUAGCCGAGCAGAAACGAAUCAGAUUAAUAGGACAGAAAGGAACACACACACAUAACUUAAUAAUUGAUCCAACUGAAUAAUUCCUAAGAUUGAUUAAAUUUAGUUACUUUUUAGCGUAAAUGAUUUUUAAACCAGCCGACGGGGGAGGAGGAACCAACAGAAGUGUUAAUCGGUUAACGAGAUAGAUCGAAGUCUAGCUAUAAGAUGUGUGUAUCUCUAGCCGCGUGCACAGAACGUGUUGUGUGUGCGAAUUAAAAUAUGCAAAUUUGGCAAUGUGUAAAUUUAGUUAAAACUGAAUCAUUACGGAUGUAAAACAACAAGGGGAAAAACAGAAAAACAGAAAAAGAGAAAAACAGAAAAACAGAAACACCUAAACAGAAAAUGCAAUGAAUAAUUUUUGUACUGCUGAAAGAGAAACCAAGUGGAAAAACAGAAUACUAACGUUAAGUGUACAAUUUUGCAUUAGGUAAUGAAUAAGUUUGUAAUGCAUUAGUAAUUAAAUACAACAAAAUGUUCAGCUAAUCACGUGGAAAGCAACAGCAACCCAAACUACAAGUGCAAGAGAAAAAUAUAAAAGCAAAAUGACGUUAUGAAAAUGCAAUUGGAAAUUCAAAUGGAAAUUCGGCCAGCGGCAAAAAACAUUUUACGCUUCGGUUAAUCGCUCCACACAGAAGUAGACACGCCACGCCUCAUUUUAUAUAGAGUCCGCCCACAUUUUGUGACACCCAUUGAGACAUCAAUCGCUUUUGGUUUUGCUGUAGAAAUCGGGCCGAGUUCGUCCUAGACGACACUCGCAUGCCCUUCACAAAGUGCCCCAAGUUGCAAGAGAAUUUGGUCAUAGUUCAUAGUUCCAUCAGAGUCUUCUCGUUUAAGUUGCUUUUGGAGAAACCCCGAGGAACCCGAGUCUUUUGUGGUGUUAGUAAAUUGUAAAGGUUAAAAUGUUUAAAGGAUAAUUCAAUAAUGAACGUUUUUUGACUGUGAUCAUUUGAACGAUAUAUAGAAAAAUAUGAUAUUAUUGAGUAUUGUUGUUGACAACAAAAAAUUACGAAAAGCAAUUAACUUCUCGGUCACGAUUCAUCAUCAAUCACCACACAUCAAUCAACCCAUCAACCAAUCCACCAGCACGCCGAGCACAUUUCGCCUAGAAGUUUCCCUCAAUUUCCCAUCAGAGUAGUGUAGUUAGAUCGAUAGUCCCACCCACUCCAUAUGUGUUAUCAACGAUCUUUGGUUCCGAGGCUGAUCACACACCCGCAUCACAUUCGUGCUUGACAAUAUUUAAUUUCUAAAGGAGUUUUCCCAUCAUUCCACCAAUGGCACCACCCACAGGACACGCUGCGCCCAGUUUGUAACUAAAACUGCUUACUCUGUUCCACAUUGAGAUACAGAGGCUUUGGACGAGGGGAGGAGAUAUUAGGAGAUAUUAGGAGAUAUUGAAUGUUAACAUUUAUUUGUAUAAGCUGCAGAACAUUGUUGGACUUAGAGGAACCUGCAUAGUUUUUUGAUAUUCAUGUAGAUACAUGUAAAUGCCACUCACUAAGGUUAAGAACAAACGAGUAGCGAAGAGAUAGCUACCGGUGGCAUCAAGGAUACUUGCAUUAUAUUUGUAAUAUCAAACUGUUCAUAGUUAAGUCAAGGCAAGCCACAGGAAAAGAAGAUACAACAAUUAACGACGGAGAACACAAGUGUAAUAACAACAAAUGUAUAUAAGCUGACUAGAAAAUUGGUAACAAAUAGUAACUUUUGAAAACGAACUCAAAGAUGCAAGUGAAGCUACAACAAGUGCAUAUAAUUUUGAUAGUUAAGCUAAUUUUAAUACAUUUUUUAAGACACAGCAAGAGGGCAAAGGUACUACGUUAAGGAAACCAAAUAGGAAAAUUAAAACCAACUGAGGAGCAGCCGUGAAAAUUAUUCCAUUUUUACACUCGUUAAUUGGUUUUGUUGUUACCGUAAAUAAUGCAAUAAACAUUCGCGUAUUUCUAUUACUAUUAUUGUUAUUAUUAUCAUUGUUGUUACCGAAAGAAAGGGAUGUUUGAAUCGAGAAUUGCACCAUGAUUUUUUAUACACCGCAAUUGGCUUUGUCAGUGCAAGGAAAUUCGUUUACAAAUUCGAUCGACUUGAGAGCAUGUCUGGCAUUUAAGGCGGACGCCACACGCAUUGAACAUCGGACAUUAAUUUAUACACACACAUAUAAUGACGAGGAAAUAAUGGAAAAAAAUAGAACUAGAGCGCAUAUUGAAUAAUAAAUGAGACAUACAUAUUAUUGAAAGAAAUUAAAAGAACAUAACAAACCAAA
Molecule: messenger RNA, 5179 nt
Organism: Drosophila biarmipes
Lineage: Eukaryota; Metazoa; Arthropoda; Insecta; Diptera; Drosophilidae
Gene: Teh1
Product: protein tipE
Exons: 2
Coding region: 1830-2669 (279 amino acids)
Biological process (GO): regulation of sodium ion transport
Molecular function (GO): sodium channel regulator activity
Source: RefSeq, a predicted model, not a curated record